GUGACGUAGUUGUUUUGUUUAUAUAACAAAGCAAAGGAACGGUGUGGUGGUCUUGACUAUAGAAACUGAGCCAUGAUUUCGAGGGUAGCCUUCGUUUUUCUCGGCGUAGUUUGCGCCGUAGGCUUCGGCGCGUUAAUCGGAGGAUUCAGCAAUGCAGACCCCAACGAGGAAGGGGCGAGGAAUGCUCUCAACUUCGCCAUUGCUCAACAUAAUGCGGCCACGAACGACAUGUACCGCAGAGUCGGCAAAGAAGUGAUCGAGUCUAAAAAACAGAUUGUCGCCGGCGUCAAGUACGUAUUCACUGUUAAAAUGGUGAAGACUAACUGCAGGAAGGACGCUUCUGAUGAGUGCGCCGUGCCAGCCGACGCCCAGCCUUACCAGUGCACUUUCACCGUGUGGAGCCGCCCAUGGCUGCCAGACAUCCGGCUGGUCGGGGAAACAAAUUGCUAGGAAAUUGAACACAUGGGAAACAUCAUUGUAAGCAUAUUAUUAACAUACAUACAUACAUACCAUGUAUGCAUGCAUGCAUAUUAAUAACACCUCAAUGUUCUCUAUCAGCAGAAAAUUAUUCAUUUCUACUAAGUCAAUUGUACACAAAGCAUGCAAAUAACUACUGAUAGAGUGGUUCUGAUUGUGGUUGGAUGAGAAAAAUAACAACAGAAUAAAUUGUUUAUUCCCAGA
This is a messenger RNA of Syngnathus typhle (broad-nosed pipefish), 681 nucleotides long. It is a transcript of the gene cst3, whose product is annotated as cystatin C (amyloid angiopathy and cerebral hemorrhage). The transcript has 3 exons. The coding region runs from base 73 to 450 and encodes 125 amino acids. The record is from RefSeq and is a predicted model, not a curated record. Gene Ontology annotation, molecular function: cysteine-type endopeptidase inhibitor activity. NCBI's taxonomy places the organism in Eukaryota, Metazoa, Chordata, Actinopteri, Syngnathiformes, Syngnathidae.